CAUGCCCCCUGCCCCUGGCAGCAGAGCCAGAAAGGGUGAGGCGAAGUCGGGCGCAGCGGGGCGCGCUGCCGUCCCUCUGAGGGCUGGGGAGCUGCGACGGAGCCGGCAGCGUUUCGGGAGACGCAGCGAGAGAACGAUGCGCCGGGAGCCAAAGAUGCCUGAGCCUGGAAACAGCCACUGACAGGAUGUUUGCUAUCCAUCCUCCCAAUGCUUCUCAAGCACCUGCCAUUCAUCUAGUGAACAGUUCCUCCUCGGGUUAUACAGAGCUGGUGAAGACUCCACCGAACAAUUCUUCCCCUACUGCCCCCAUCUUCUCAAUGACCUUGGGGGCAGUCUCCAAUAUCGUGGCCCUGGUGAUCCUGGUGCAGUCCUACACCCGCUUUCGGCGCCGUUCCAAGGCCACAUUCCUGCUUUUUGCCAGCAGCUUGGUUAUCACAGACCUAGCAGGUCAUGUCAUCCCAGGCUCCUUUGUGUUGCAGUUGUAUGCCACACGGCGUGGCUGGGCAGCCAUGGACCCUUCCAGAGCUCUCUGCCAGUUCUUUGGUGCUUCCAUGGUAUUCUUUGGACUAUGCCCACUCUUUCUGGGCUUCAUGAUGGCAGUGGAGCGGUGCAUGGGCAUCACCCGUCCUCUGCUUCACGCAGCAGUGGUCACUCCAGGCCGAACAAAGCUUUCCUUGCUAGGGCUGUGGACAACCGCUCUUGCCAUUGCCCUGAUGCCUCUCUGCAGCUUUGGGAGCUAUGUGGUCCAGGCCCAAGACACUUGGUGUUUCAUCAAGGUGCAGGGGGCAGAAGCAUGGCCUGAGAUAGCUUUUGCCCUGCUCUUUUCUUUUUUGGGAUUGGCCUCCCUGGUGGCCUCUCUCAUCUGCAACACAUUCAGUGGACUCAUUCUGGUGCGAGCCCGUCUCCGUGGUCAGCGCAAAUGUGGUCAGCGGAGGGCCAAGGCUCAUGACAUUGAAAUGGUCGUGCAGCUUGUGGGCAUCAUGGUUGUCUCCUGUAUUUGCUGGAGUCCAUUAUUGAUCAUUGUCAUCUUAUCAGUGAGCAACUCUCAUGGAACCCUGAAUUAUGAUCAGCUGCUAUUCCUUGGUGUGCGGCUGGCCUCAUGGAACCAGAUUUUGGACCCUUGGGUGUAUAUAUUGCUGCGGCGUGCAGUGCUGCGCAAGCUCGUGGCUCUACUUCUAAGGCGUCCUGACCUCAAAACGACUCAUUUUGACCGCUGGGAAGCCAGCUCCUUCCAGAGCUCAGAGCGCAGUGUUGCUGCUGGUCGCAUCUAGUAUUGGGUGGAGCAAGCAAGAAUUUGCCUACUUGAAAGCACUUUGAACCUUCCUGGAAUUCAGAAUCCAGGCACCUUGACUGCUGCUGGUGGCAUAGGUGAUACAAGAGAUAAAUUGGCAGUUUCAAAUCCUGACACCAGAUAAGAGGUUCAAGAUUUUGGAGCAGCCUCCUGCCUGUUUGUGACUUUCUUAUGAGAGAGAGAGAGAGAGAGACGCAGGAUCUUCUUGGAAGACAUAUUAAUGACAGUUCUUUUGGGGGAGGGAGUCGGGGGCAUCUACAGAAAGGGUAAGGGAGAGCAAAUAUAUCAUGAUGCAAAUGGUAAGUCAUGAUGCCCAUGACUUCAUUUUGACAUCAUUGUAGCUUCUAGUGGACCUCUAUGGUGGGGACCUUUGCUCAGUGAUAAAAGAAAAUAUUAUAUGUGCCGGAUACUUCCAGUAAGGCAGAACUGAGGAAGAACUCUGUGUCUGCUUCUAGACAGUCAUCAGUACCAAAAGGAGACAAUUCUUGACCAGGUAAACAAAAGCAGGUCUGUAUGUUUUGAUAGGAAGAAAAGCUAUGGUUUAGUGCAUUUUGAAAGCCUUACAUCCUCCCUGAUACAGACUAUGCGCUGUGCAUGAAGACCCUGUUAGCUAUUCAUGCUGUAUUCCAAAGCUGAAGAAUGCAGUAGGUGCAGAAGCAGGCUACCUAUGGCUUCCUUGCACAGUGCAACUGCAGCUUCUCAGGAGUGUGAAGCUUGUUCUUGUGGAUUAUCAGGCAAGAAGACAUCCCAAGUAGCAUCCUUCCUUGGGUGUUCAGUUCAGGUAGGUCAUCAUCCGGCUGCACUUUCCUAGCCAGAGAAUAGCCAAUCAAGUCCAACCCGUCAGUGCAGAUUGUUUAACGUGCUGCCAGAAGUGACUUGGAUACUUGGAGUCUGUGAUGCAGUUUUUCACAAUGCUAAGGCUACUGUAUUACUGCAGCGUGUAAAGGAAUUUUUGUCUAAGAUUUGCUGCACUUCUAUACAAGCAAUCUGAUGCAAAGCAAAGUAUCAUUCUGUCUCACCAUCUCAUAUAGAUUGCACGUCCAUUGCAGUGGAGGGAACAAAGGCAUGUGCUUAUGGUUCAGGGUGACCCUUAAUUUAGACAGAAAUGUGGGAAUUCUAGAGAACCUUUUCAUGGGCAUAGUGGAUGGAGAAGGCUGGAAAUGUGAUCUCAUGUGGCCUCCCAAAUUCAAAAAUAAGGAAAAGAGCCCCUUUCAUAACAGAGUAAGUGGACACAUGGCAUCAUUUCCUCAUAGAGAAGAUCUGCAACAAACAGUUCUGUCCUAGAAUGGAUUUCCACAAAUUGCUAAGUUGCUGAUGACCCUGCAAAAUAAUGUCCUUGGGGAAAAGGUGGGACUGAUGCACAGACUGCAAGGGGGAUGUCUCUGUCUGCUGCUCUGUUCCAUGCUCUGAGAUGCUAUGGAGCAAGGAUGGUGGGAAAGUCCUGAAACGAUUGAUCUGUAGGGGCUGGCUGUGGCAUGAUAGCGUUCUGAGGCAACUCUUAAUCAGCACUAGGCGCUCCACAACAAACCGUUUCAGUGGGGCACUCUGGCCUUCUACGCUUUAUUUUCUUCAGGUCCCUGACUUACUCCACACGCCUGCUGCCAGGAGCCUGUGCCAGCCGGACUAAUUUAGUCAGCAACAGGGUCCCAUUUAUCGCUCCAUGUGUUUCGUUUUCAUUCAGUGACUGCUUUGCUCUGCUUAUUAUCAUCUCUUAGCAGCUGGAGCAUGUAGAAUCAGGCUUGUAGAAUCCUGGUUGAAAGCUGGAUCAAACAGCAGAAGGAAAAUUAUCAUUGUUAUGGGAAUUAGUUGAAAAGACAGGCUUGCAAAGUUGCAGAUCUGUUGCUCCUGGUUCAGAUAUUCUGGCCAAAUCUAUAUACCUGGUGCUGCCCCACCAACCCUGUCCUUCAGUAUGUUUGUAAUCAACAUAGCUGUUGUGCCGUGUUCCCAUACCAUCUGGGACCCAGCAGAAAAGGGUCUGUGCUGCUGCCCUUCGACCUUCUAAUAAAGUAUUUAUUCACACACAACAUUUCUAAAGGCCGUGAUUACUAGUUCCUUGACUGAAAUGCCAUCACCCUCACACGACGCUUUGGUUACUGUGUGCGCUAUUUUUUUUUUUUCCUGUUAAUGCUGUCUACUGAUUUAAUUUUUUUAAAAAAAAUUCCCUGAAACUAUGGAUUGACCGUUUAAUUAAUUAAUUUUGCAUUACUUGGCUGCCAUUUAGUGGUGGUCUGAAUUUAUGCAGCUGCUGGAUAUGUGCUGCUGGAGUUGAGAAAGGGAAUCAGUGUGGUAGCUGUAAACUAAGAAAGCUACUUGAGGAGCCAAGGCAAGGGAUUCCCUGCCAGGCAGGCUAUAGAAAGUAUAAGAUACAAGCCUACUGAUUAUCCAUUGCAGGACAGGGCCAGGGUUUCCCACAACCAAACCAUUUAAAAAAGAAGGGGCUGCUGAAAUUGGACUUCCAGUCGUCUUUGCACCCUAAAGAGCACUGGGCAGUGAGGGGAACAGGUCAAAAACCCAGAUAGAAGGGGGCGGUUCCAACCCAGAACACAUUUCAGUUCUCCCUCCCUCCCUCCUCCCCUGAGGCGUCAACACCCUACAACACCCACUUGCAGUGGCUGGAGGCGAGAUAAGAGGGAAAACAUCCAUUCCAGAGCAGUCUCUUGACUUCCCAGCUGCAGGAAGAUGAGGAGAUACAAGCAAUGGUGUGCAGACAUACCCUCUGGAAACAGCUAGGGGGCUGCCUUUCUUUACAUGGGGGAGUGGAGGAUGCCGUGUAGAUAAUGCCCAUACCUCACUUCCCUGGGCGUGUUUGCUCCCUUAGCACCCUUCAUAGGAUCUCUCCUAGUGCAAGGUACCCGCACUUUGUUUACUGGGCACUCAGAAGUUUUUGUUAUCUAAUAACACAGACCAGAGUUUGUUGAAAUCCACCUUAUUUACUAGUCCAAAGGCUUUGCUGUGGGCUAAGAAGGGCCAACGGAAACAGUUUGGACUGACUUGCAAGCAGGGCUGGGAAACGGUCCAUCCUCCAUUUCCUUGUGUUCUAAAUUGGAAGCC
Molecule: messenger RNA, 4342 nt
Organism: Python bivittatus (Burmese python)
Lineage: Eukaryota; Metazoa; Chordata; Lepidosauria; Squamata; Pythonidae
Gene: PTGER1
Product: prostaglandin E receptor 1
Biological process (GO): adenylate cyclase-activating G protein-coupled receptor signaling pathway; positive regulation of cytosolic calcium ion concentration; inflammatory response
Cellular component (GO): plasma membrane
Molecular function (GO): prostaglandin E receptor activity; thromboxane receptor activity
Source: RefSeq, a predicted model, not a curated record